UUUCCGGGAAAAAUGAAAUGAUAAUAAGAACCAUAAGUAUUAAGUUUCUUGACAGAGACUAAAAUCUCCAUAUGAACUCUAUGAUAAGACAAGAUAAGACAAGUUUCUUGACAAUAGUUUUAGUUUCGUUUUAGUAGCUGAUAUAGGUCGGCCAAGACGUUUACCGUAUGUAAGAAGAAAAGGAAAUGACAGAAUCGCGGGAAGAAAAACCAUCAAAUUUAAAAAUUUUUCGAAAACAGAAGGAUGCUCUUGAAUUUGCUUUGACAGAUAAGAAAUUUUUGGUUUUCACAAAUGAACUUAAUAAAGAUGGAAAACGUGAAUAUUUGGUAACCGAUCCUUUUACUAUGUGGAAAAUACAUAAGAGUAAACCAAUAGUUAAACGAAAUUCCCAUGAAUUGAUUCGUGAAGGGACACCUUGCAAAAUUUAUUUUGAUUUGGAAUUUAAACAAAAAUAUAAUCCUAAUUCUGAUGGAAAUAAAAUGGUGAAAAUAUUUAUUCAGUUUGUUUGCUGGGCAUUGAAGAGUGUGCAUAAUAUAUCAUGUGACAUUUCUAAUGUUUUGUGGCUUUCUUCAAGCUCAAAUGAAAAGUUUAGUGCUCAUCUUAUAUUCCAAUUAGAUGAAUUUGCAUAUGAAAAUAAUGUUCAAUUAGGAUACUUUGUGAAUUACAUUUGUAAUGAACUAGAAAACCCAACACAACCUAAUGAAAUUGAAAUGGUCAAGAAGCCUUCAAAAGAGGAAUUGAAUAUGCUUUUUGUUAAAAAUGAGAAAGAAAAUAUAACAUUAUUUUGUGAUAAAGGACCUGUUUGCCAUUACCAGCAUUCAAAUUAUCCACAAAUUGAUCACUUUAUUAAAGAUUUAAUUUCUAAUAAUGGUAAAGGAUAUAUAUAUAAAAUUGAUUUCUACCAAAAUUCCAUUCUUGAAUAUUCUACAUGCAAUUAUAGAUACUGCAAAAAUAUUGGUAGGGAACAUAAAAGUAAUAAUGUCAUAAUAGUUGUAUCUCUAAAGAAGAGAGUGUAUUUUCAAAAAUGUUAUGAUCCAGAAUGCAGACAGAGUAAUUACAAGUCUAAAGGUAAUUGA
Centruroides sculpturatus (bark scorpion) is the source of this 1076-nucleotide messenger RNA. RefSeq names its product DNA-directed primase/polymerase protein-like. Gene Ontology annotation, molecular function: chromatin binding; DNA-directed DNA polymerase activity. The record is from RefSeq and is a predicted model, not a curated record. The coding region runs from base 186 to 1076 and encodes 296 amino acids. NCBI's taxonomy places the organism in Eukaryota, Metazoa, Arthropoda, Arachnida, Scorpiones, Buthidae. Gene Ontology annotation, cellular component: mitochondrial matrix; nucleus. Gene Ontology annotation, biological process: error-prone translesion synthesis; replication fork processing; mitochondrial DNA replication. The transcript has 10 exons.